This is a messenger RNA of Brassica oleracea var. oleracea, 864 nucleotides long. RefSeq lists its product as uncharacterized. Lineage: Eukaryota; Viridiplantae; Streptophyta; Magnoliopsida; Brassicales; Brassicaceae. The coding region runs from base 1 to 480 and encodes 159 amino acids. The transcript is spliced from 4 exons. The record is from RefSeq and is a predicted model, not a curated record.
AUGGAAGGAGGAAGGAGAACUCCGUUGAGCGUGCGAAAGAAACCAAAGAGGACAAACAGAAGACUUGUCAGGAAUGUCGUCGCCUACCUCAAAUCAGAUGCAUACUUGUUCGCUCCUCUGUUUUCCAAAUUUUCACCGCUCCCGCCGCAGAUACAGAUGCCUCCGCCGUCAUUGAAGGCGGAGGUGGCGGUAAAGAAGAACAAGAAAAGACUGUCGGAGAAAGUGAAGGAAUAUCUAAACUCUGACUGUCAUAUGUACAGACCGAUGAUCUCGCUUCCGAAGGCUGGCUCUGCUCUUAAAGGGACAUUACAAAUCACGAACUUGGUUACGAUGGAAGUAUCAGCGAGGAGUGCAACCGUGAGGGAAGAUAAUAACAACUAUAGGAAUAUCAGGUCAGACAUUGCAGAACACGCAAUGCACAACGGAAGGAUUAGCGUUCCAAAGCCAGCACUGGUUAUCUUAGAAGGACAGCGAAUUUGACUAAUCCGUGAAACAGAUCUUUCACUUGCCUUUUCCUCUUUUCAAGAGGAAAUGGUGAAGCCAGAUCCACCAAGGAGAGUUCCAAUUGAGUAAAGUUAAUGUAGGCAUAAUAGUCAAGCUUAUCAUUGUAAAAUUCCGUUUUAAUUAUUUGUAUAACAAUAAUUACAAUAGUUUUGAGACGGAAGAAAUAAUUGGUUUUAUUGUGUGACUGGAAAGCGUGUCUUGUUGAUAAGCUUGUAGGAUAUGAUGUAUGAAUUAGGAUGACAAAGAUGUGUCUGUCUGAACAUAUUGCCAUGUUACCUGUCUAGUCUUUGAUAAGUAGUUGUAUGUCGAGAAAACUGUUACAAUUCUGGAAUAGCUUGUGAUACCUUUUUGCUAAUUCAC